CACGAUUGGCAGUCUGCCGUGCCGGAUACUUCUCUCUUCCCGCCGCCGCCUCUGAUAUUCAGUGGCUAUGACAGGUCGCCAGCCAACAACGCGACCGAGGAAGAGGCAGAGGCCGGCGAGGCGUGGUGCCGGCAGUUUCCUCUCGUCCCGCCCAUGGUUCUCGACGAGCCAGGCAGGGCGGCUCUCCAGUCCAACAACAUCCGGCUCAUGGAGCCAGCGGGCUUCAACGGAACCCUCAAGUGGCUUGGGCCUGGUCAUUGGGAGGGCCAGACGGCCAAGAACAGCCCCGAUCGAUGCAUCAUCGGCUACCCUCCUCUCUACGUGGUCCGCGAGCACGACCCGACGGUGUCGAACCAGCCAAAGACCAUCUACUACGAGGUCAAGAUUCGCCGCGACAGCCGCACCAUCAAUCUGGCCUUGGGCUUCACGGCCCUUCCCUAUCCGUCAUUCCGCCUUCCAGGAUGGCAUCGCGGUAGCCUGGGUGUCCAUGGAGACGACGGUCACAAGUACAUCAACGACCGAUGGGGAGGCAAAGACUUUACCGACGAGUACCGCAAGGGCGAGACGUACGGCAUUGGCAUGACCUUUGCCCCAACGGGCUCGCACAAGCCUCGCGUCGACAUUUUCUUCACGAGGAACGGCAGGCGGGUUGGCGGCUGGCAUCUCCACGAGGAGACGGACGCCGAGCAAGAUUUGCCCGUGACGGGCCUGGAGGGCUUUCACGACUUGAGCUGCGCCAUUGGCACGUUUGACGCGACGAGCUUUGAGGUGGUGUUUGACCCGGCCAAGUGGCUGUAC
Trichoderma reesei QM6a is the source of this 798-nucleotide messenger RNA. RefSeq lists its product as uncharacterized. Lineage: Eukaryota; Fungi; Ascomycota; Sordariomycetes; Hypocreales; Hypocreaceae. The transcript has a single exon. The record is from RefSeq and is a predicted model, not a curated record. The annotation marks the transcript as partial.